UAUUAAGAUUAGUUUUUAGAAUUUAAAAUCAGAAGAUUAUGGAAUAUCUAAAGCAUCAGUGUUACUUGGUUCAGAGCCUAUAUUUAAAAAUGCAGUGAGAGUAGUAGGACUUGAUCAUAACAAAUAUUCUAGUAAUAAAGAAGCAGAGGCGUCUAAUCUUAAAAUAGAGGAUUUGAUUGAGUCUAUGUAUACUACAGGAUUUCAGGCGACGAAUUUUGCAUUGGCAGUAAAUAUUAUAAACGAGAUGAGGAAUUGGAGGGUAUCAGAAGAAUUGUUAAAGAAAGAAGAGCAAAGAUAUUUAGAAAAUAAAAAUGAAGGAUGUACUAUAUUUCUUGGCUAUACAUCGAAUUUGGUAUCAUCAGGUGUAAGAGAAUCAAUUCGUUAUUUAGUACAGCAUAAAAAGGUUUCAUGUAUUGUCACUACAGCAGGAGGAAUAGAAGAAGAUAUUAUUAAAUGUCUUGAUCAUACAUAUUUAGGAAGUUUUGAGCUUGAUGGAUCAGAACUUCGAAAAAAAGGAUUAAAUAGAAUUGGAAAUCUUUUAAUACCUAAUAAUAAUUAUUGUAAAUUUGAGGACUGGAUAAUACCGAUUCUUGAUGCAUUAUUAGAAGAACAAAAAAAAGAGAAUAAAAUAUGGACGCCAUCUUCGAUAAUUCAUCGUCUUGGAAAAGAAAUAAAUAACGAGGAAAGCAUAUGUUAUUGGGCAUAUAAGAAUGAAAUACCCAUUUUCUGUCCUGCAUUAACUGACGGUUCUUUGGGAGAUAUGAUAUAUUUUCAUUCUUUUCGAAAUCCUGGAUUGAUUAUAGAUAUUGCAGUAGAUAUUAGAUUAAUUAAUACUAUAUCUGUUAGAGCCAAGUGCACAGGAAUGAUCAUUCUUGGAGGAGGAAUAGUUAAGCAUCAUAUAGCAAAUGCCAAUUUAAUGAGAAAUGGAGCAGAUUACGCUGUUUACAUAAAUACUGGACAAGAAUUUGAUGGAAGUGAUAGUGGUGCUAGGCCUGAUGAGGCAGUUAGCUGGGGAAAAAUUAAACCAGAUGCUAAAAUGGUAAAGUUAUAUACAGAUGCAAGCAUUGUAUUUCCUUUAAUUGUAGCUGUUACGUUCGCAAAGAAUUGA
Molecule: messenger RNA, 1108 nt
Organism: Pneumocystis carinii B80
Lineage: Eukaryota; Fungi; Ascomycota; Pneumocystomycetes; Pneumocystales; Pneumocystaceae
Product: deoxyhypusine synthase
Exons: 3
Coding region: 185-1108 (307 amino acids)
Biological process (GO): peptidyl-hypusine biosynthetic process
Cellular component (GO): cytoplasm
Molecular function (GO): deoxyhypusine synthase activity
Source: RefSeq, a predicted model, not a curated record